Fragaria vesca subsp. vesca is the source of this 2966-nucleotide messenger RNA. Its product is annotated as probable leucine-rich repeat receptor-like protein kinase At5g49770-like. The record is from RefSeq and is a predicted model, not a curated record. NCBI's taxonomy places the organism in Eukaryota, Viridiplantae, Streptophyta, Magnoliopsida, Rosales, Rosaceae. Gene Ontology annotation, molecular function: protein binding; ATP binding; protein kinase activity. Gene Ontology annotation, biological process: protein phosphorylation. Bases 32 to 2812 code for a protein of 926 amino acids. The transcript is spliced from 18 exons.
AUUCCAUAAGAGUUAGUUUUGUGCACAGAAAAUGGCAAAUGAAAUGGCUAAUAAGGUUUCGAAUCCCAUUAUCUGUAAACUAAUGGAUCAAACUCUUGCCACUCGUGUAUUUAUGCUACUUGUGUUAUUCAAAUUUGGUAUUGCAGCAGAGGCAAACAGCAUGGACUAUAAUUCUCUGAAGAAUCUGAUGCAAGAGUGGGACAUAAGGCCUCCAAGUUGGAAGAGUUCAGAUCCUUGUGCUCAUGGCUGGGAAGGUAUUGACUGCACGAAUUCACGUGUUACCUCCAUAAAAUUGGCAGGCAUGGGUUUGAAAGGUCAGUUACCAGCCGAUAUCCAGUCGCUGAGCGAGAUAGAGACACUGGACCUAUCUUUGAAUAAGGAGCUGACAGGACCAAUUCCAACAUCAAUUGGAAACUUGACAAAACUAGUGAACUUAAACCUCGCUGGCUGCAGUUUCUAUGGGCCUAUUCCUCAAACUAUAGGAUCUCUGAAGCAUCUAUACUAUCUAGAUCUGAACAACAAUAAUUUGAGUGGGCAAAUUCCGCCUUCAAUUGGUAAUCUUUCGGAGCUUAACUAUCUGGACCUAACUAGCAACAAACUUGGAGGAAAUAUCCCAAUCUCCAGUGAGACCACACUGGGUCUUGAUAUGUUACACAACGCGCAACAUUUUCAUUUAGGAAACAAUCAUUUCUCAGGAAGUAUUCCAACUCAAUUAUUCAGCUCAAAGAUGGCUCUGAUGCAUUUGCUCUUGGAUAGAAAUAAUCUAUCUGGCGAGAUCCCUUCCACACUCGGACUGAUGCAAAAUCUGCAGACACUGCGCCUUGAUUGGAAUUUACUAAGUGGGCCGGUGCCUUUAAGCCUCAACAAUCUUUCAAACAUAGCUGUAUUGUAUUUGUCUAACAAUCAGUUUGUUGGCCCGUUACCAGACCUUACCGGCAUGAAGACCCUCAAUUAUGUGGAUAUGAGUAAUAAUACUUUUGAUGUUUCAAAACUUCCUGACUGGUUUUCAUCCUUGCCGUUCUUGACAACACUAGUGCUAAGGAAUAACAAUCUCAAUGGCCUUUUGGAUAUUGAUACCAAUUACGGCAACCAGUUGCAGCUAAUCGAUUUGGAACAGAAUUUCAUUACUAAUCUUAAACAAUAUGGAGGAACCAACUAUAAAUUAAUACUUGUUGAUAAUCCAAUUUGUAAUCAGACAAACAUGGAAAAGAAUUAUUGCAUUGUCCCCCCAUCAGAUUCCUCUCCCUCAACACCACCAAAUAACUGUGUGCCCGUUGUCUGUAGUUCGGGCAAAGUUUCCAGCCCGAAUUGUAAAUGUGCACAUCCUUACACAGUAACUCUAGUCUUCUUAUAUAUCAGUUUCUCAGACUUUGGAAACUCAACUUACUUCACAGCUCUAGAGAUCUCUCUCAUCCAAUCUUUUUGGGAUCACAACAUUCCUGUGGAUUCAGUUUCUCUGGAUUCUCAUUCCUUGGACUUGUUGGAUUACCUUCACCUGGUCCUAGAAAUUUUCCCAUAUGAUCAAGAUCGCUUCAACGAAUCAGAAGCUUCAGCGCUUGUUUCUGUGCUUAACAACCAAACUCUUUCACGUCCCAAGUAUUUUGGACCCUUCUUUGUUCAGUCUGGUUUACUAUAUUAUGCUCAGCACAGAGGAUCAAGAAAGGCCUUGAUAAUCGGUGCAGCAGUUGGUGGUUCUGUGCUUCUAUUAUUACUAGCACUGCUUCUGAGGGUUUAUGCUCUACUACAAAAGAGAAGAGAAAAUGGGCAAUGGAACAGAGCAAUCCCUUUGCAGGCUUGGAUUUCAAGAAGCACUCUUCCUCAGUUAAAAGGAGCAAGACUGUUCUCUUUUAAAGAGCUUAAGGAGUGCACCAACAGUUUUUCAGAAGCAAAUGAUAUUGGUUCCGGGGGUUAUGGAAAGGUGUAUCAGGCAGUGCUUCCAACAGGCGAAAUGGUUGCUAUUAAACGAGCUAAAAAGGAAUCUAUGCAGGGAGGGAUUGAGUUCAAAGCUGAGGUUGAGCUGCUUUCGAGGGCACAUCAUAACAAUCUUGUGAGCCUUCUUGGUUUUUGUUUGGAGCAAGAUGAACAAAUGUUGAUAUACCAGUAUGUUCCAAAUGGUAACUUGACGGAUAGUCUUUCAGGGAAGUCUGGAGUUAGGUUGAAUUGGAUGAGGAGACUCAAAGUAGCUCUUGGCACAGCAAGAGGACUGGCCUAUCUUCACGAGCAUGCAACCCCUCCUAUCAUACACCGGGACAUUAAACCAAACAACAUCCUACUAGAUAAAGAUUUAAAUGCAAAGGUUGCGGACUUUGGUCUCUCCAGGUCUAUGGCUGGUAGUGACAGGGAUCAUGUGACUACUCAAGUUAAAGGGACAAUGGGGUACUUGGAUCCUGAAUAUUUCAUGACUCAAGAAUUGACUGAGAAGAGUGAUGUUUAUAGCUUUGGCGUGGUAAUGUUGGAGCUGAUUACUGCAAGAAGGCCGAUAGAGCAUGGGCAGUAUAUUGUGAGAGUGGUACAGAUGAGAAUGGAUAAGACAAAAGUUUUGUACAACCUGCGCGAUAUUCUUGAUCCAGCCAUUGGUUUAGUAACAGAGCUGAUAGGUCUAGAAAUGUUUGUCGAUUUGGCAAUGCUGUGUGUAAAAGACAUACGAGAUAGAAGGCCUAGAAUGGGGCAAGUAGUGAAAGAGAUAGAGAACAUUAUAAAUGUUGCUAGUUUUGAUGCUGCUGCAAAUUCACCAUCCGCUUCAGCAGGUUAUGAGGAUGUGAGUAAGGUUGGUAGCGAGGAUCCUUGCAGAGGUCAUGUCCUGGAAUAUUGAGAGGCUUUCGACCAACAAAGAUAGCUAGGGGCACAGGUAGAAUGAUAUGCAUCUAGAAUGUUGAACUUGGUAGAAGUUGGAUAGCUCUGUUGUAUAUAUUAGAAUUAAAUUCAGUUUACCCCCGUGAAGUUUGGGAGUAACUUCAUGUUAAUCC